AUGAGGAGCGGCGCGGAGCGCAGAGGCAGCAGCGCCGCGGCGCCCCCCGGCUCGCCGCCCCCCGGCCGCGCGCGCCCCCCGGGCCCCGACGCGCUCCCGGUCCCGCCGCCGCCCGCCGCAGGCCAGCCCCGGGCCCGGGACGCGAGCGAUGCCCGCGCGCAGCCGCGCCCCCUGUUUCCGUGGAGCAAGUGGAAGAAGAGGAUGGGCUCGUCCCUGUCGGCGGCCACGGCGCGGAGGCCGGUGUUUGACGACAAGGAGGACGUGAACUUCGACCACUUCCAGAUCCUUCGGGCCAUCGGAAAGGGCAGCUUCGGCAAGGUGUGCAUCGUGCAGAAGCGGGACACGGAGAAGAUGUACGCCAUGAAGUACAUGAACAAGCAGCACUGCAUCGAGCGGGACGAGGUGCGCAACGUGUUCCGGGAGCUGGAGAUCCUGCAGGAGAUCGAGCACGUCUUCCUGGUGAACCUGUGGUACUCCUUCCAGGACGAGGAGGACAUGUUCAUGGUGGUGGACCUGCUCCUGGGCGGGGACCUCCGCUACCACCUGCAGCAGAACGUCCAGUUCUCCGAGGACACGGUGAGGCUGUACAUCUGCGAGAUGGCGCUGGCCCUCGACUACCUGCGCAGUCAGCACAUCAUCCACAGGGACGUCAAGCCCGACAACAUCCUGCUGGACGAGCAAGGGCACGCACACCUGACCGACUUCAACAUCGCCACCAUCAUAAAGGACGGGGAGAGGGCCACCGCCCUGGCGGGGACCAAGCCAUACAUGGCUCCGGAGAUCUUCCAGUCCUUCGUCAGCGGUGGCAGCGGCUACUCCUUCGAGGUGGACUGGUGGUCGGUGGGGGUGCUGGCCUACGAGCUGCUACGUGGAUGGAGGCCCUACGACGUCCACUCCAGCAAUGCCGUGGAGUCCCUGGUGCAGCUGUUCAGCACGGUGAGCGUCCAGUACGUCCCCACCUGGUCCAAGGAGAUGGUGGCCCUGCUGCGGAAGCUCCUCACUGUGGACCCCAAGCACCGAGCCUCCAGCCUCCAGGACAUGCAGGCGGCCCCAUCGCUGGCCGGCGUGCUGUGGCAGGACCUCAGCGAGAAGAAGGUGGCACCAGGCUUCGUGCCCAACAAAGGCCGCCUGCACUGCGACCCCACCUUUGAGCUGGAGGAGAUGAUCCUGGAGUCCAGGCCUCUGCACAAGAAGAAAAAGCGUCUGGCCAAGAACAGGUCCCGGGACAGCAGCAGAGACAGCUCUCAGUCUGAGAAUGACUACCUUCAGGACUGCCUGGAUGCGAUCCAGCAAGACUUUGUGAUUUUUAACAGAGAAAAGCUGAAGAAGAGCCAGGACCCCGCGAGCGAGCCGCCGCCCGCCCCCGGGGCCGGAGAGGCUGCGGAGGACCGCGAAGGGACGCGCCCCGCCCUGUCCAUGUGCGGCCCCAUCUGCCCCUCCCGCCUCACCGAGAGUUAGCUCCCGCUGCUUCGCAGACUCAGGUCUGCCAGGACAGGACGGGGUGGCGGGCAGAGGCCCAGCGUGGACAUUCCCCGCCGAGCAGCCCGGCCCCUCCCAGCACAGACCCCGGGCCUGGUGGCCCCGCUGCUCCCUGGCCUUGUUUGCACGGGGACGGGCUGACUGCCGAGCCUGCUCGAGGGCUCUCCGUGGCCCAUGGCAACCGCCGGGAGUGGGGGACGCGCGCCGGUGGCUCCGUUACCUGCAAUGGUGGCAGGAGGCCCGCGGCCUCCGCUGGUGCCCCCCCACCCCCACCCCUCCGGCCCACCACUGGCAAGUCACAGAGGCUCCAGUGCCACCAGCCUCAGCUGUACAUAAGCCCUCGGCACCGGCCCCGCCGUCGGCUGCCGGACGUCUGUGCACUGGCUCCCGGGGGCGCACGGAGUCUCGUGCGGAAAGGUGAGGAGUGUUUUUAUAGACACACUGUUCUGGCGACUUCUGCUGUGUUUCUGUACAGUUGUCACCUCUGAGCAUCACGACCUAAGAGCUGCUCGGUGUCCA
This is a messenger RNA of Lynx canadensis (Canada lynx), 1998 nucleotides long. It is a transcript of the gene STK32C, whose product is annotated as serine/threonine kinase 32C. Gene Ontology annotation, biological process: protein phosphorylation; regulation of signal transduction; G protein-coupled receptor signaling pathway. Gene Ontology annotation, molecular function: G protein-coupled receptor binding; G protein-coupled receptor kinase activity; ATP binding. The record is from RefSeq and is a predicted model, not a curated record. Lineage: Eukaryota; Metazoa; Chordata; Mammalia; Carnivora; Felidae.